AUGCCGAGCGACCCUACCGAAUCGUUGUCAACUAUGCCGGAAGACGCAAAUCAAGCUGAUACACCAGACCAAGUGAAGAUGCAGGGAAAUCCACCCCUUCUCAGACUUCCGAUCGAGCUGCUCUUGUCUGUAGUAGAUUUGCUUGACGAGGUGCAGACACCCUGCCUUGCACUCACUUGUACCAAGCUCUGGUCAGUUCUUACGCCCACAAUGGCAAAGCAGAAGUCGAAGUACCGCGAUUUCAAGCAGAUAUUCACGAUUCGAAGGGAUAUCAUCAAGACAAUCGUGCGUGACCUGCCCAACCACCAGGUCUGUCUGCACUGUCUUAAUAUCCACGACCCUUCCAAGACAGAGCCCCGGAUUAUCUUCCACGAGGGCGAUCUCGUUGAUCCCAAAACAAUUUGUGAACGGUGUGGGAGCGGCAUGAUCAACCGGGCUCUUGAAUUCCAGAUCAACUGGGAUAAGAGAUACAAGAUGCUUUACCGCAUCAGGUUCUCGGACGUACAGCUUGCUAUCCAGCGUUUUGCCGACAAACCGAUUGAAGGUCUUGUCCCUUCACUCUGCCAUACACAAGUCACUUGCUUGGAGGUGAACAGCGUGGAUCCUGACGAGGGGUUGAAAACCGACAAACAUACCAUGCUUACUUCGAUCCAAGCGAUGAUCGCAAAGGCAGAGCCAGACAAUCUACCGAGGCUGCUUCUUCGUAUUCAGCACGUCAUGACCGCGCGAGCCCGCAAGCGUGACCACACUAUCAUGGACGGCAAGGAACUGCCGCACCCAUGCUUCCACGGGGACAUACGGUGGUGGAUCAACAAGUUUACCCGAGAGCCUCGCAAAAGAGGACCGAAAGAAUUAGGAUUUAAGGAUUCCGAGUUCCGAAAUAGGACGUACCACGUCCUCGAUCAAUGCAUCAAAUGUCAGGUCGACUUUCAACUGGACGUCGUGAAUGAACGAUCUACCGGGUGUGGAUUCACUCUGGUGCUGACUAGAUGGGUCAACCUAGGCCCCGGUUUGAGCCCGGAGGACCUAGAGUGGAAAGUACACUCUGAGUGCUGUCCAACUACCAACGCACCGUACGGGAAUCCCCGGGAUGUAUUCGAAUCCCGUACCGACAAAUCGUGCAGUGCUCUCCAAUCUUCCAACUUGUUUUACCUCCAGAAUGAGAACUAUCGAGGUCUGAUGGAAAAUUCCAACCAGGAUCCUGAUGUUUGGGUGCUGCGGUCUCCAAGACAGGACAGUGCCUAUCAAUUGGCAAAGAGGAUUCGACGGGCGGUUUACCUUGCCGGAGAUGCAUCCGAGACUGACGAAUAUGACGAUGAAAGAUACACCGACGAGACAGACGAUUCUGACCAGGGGGAUGUUGAAGAUGUCGAGGAAUAA
Molecule: messenger RNA, 1380 nt
Organism: Penicillium brevicompactum
Lineage: Eukaryota; Fungi; Ascomycota; Eurotiomycetes; Eurotiales; Aspergillaceae
Exons: 1
Coding region: 1-1380 (459 amino acids)
Source: RefSeq, a predicted model, not a curated record